CCAACAUCAUCCAGCGGGGCAGGUGGCCCUUACAGUUACCACAUCCCCAGGAUCAUGCAAUCCGGGAUAGUUGAGUUUGUCAUAGGUAUAAACCAACAACAGUUCUCAAUACACGCAGCAUUAGCUGGAUAUUUUCCAAAAGAGAUAUUUCAGCCUUCCAUAAAUGGGCAAGUCGAUGAGAUCGUCUUUGGUCAUUGCUGUGAGUUCAUAUAUUCUGGUGAUUACUCCAUUCCGUUGCCGACUGCUGAUCUGUGCAGGGACGAUAACGACAAGCCCAGCGACAGCCAGACACUGUCUCGGGAGAAGCUUGACAAGGCGUCCUUAGAUGAAGGAGUCCCGGACAACAAUCUAGCAGAUAAUUAUGCGGCUGUUUUUCUAAGCUAUGCUGAAGUUUAUCAUUUCGCCUACACAGCGGACUGGGAUCCGCUUUACACUCUGUUGCUCUAUUUGUAUUUGAGGAAAAUAAAGGAUAUGGACAACAUGCGAGAUAUGUUGGUACAUUAUGCAGUGUGGAACAUAGAAAUAAUUAUGCGGGAUACUAACUUUCAAUAA
This is a messenger RNA of Aspergillus alliaceus, 552 nucleotides long. RefSeq lists its product as uncharacterized. The transcript is spliced from 3 exons. NCBI's taxonomy places the organism in Eukaryota, Fungi, Ascomycota, Eurotiomycetes, Eurotiales, Aspergillaceae. The record is from RefSeq and is a predicted model, not a curated record. The coding region runs from base 55 to 552 and encodes 165 amino acids.